This is a messenger RNA of Drosophila erecta, 2300 nucleotides long. RefSeq names its product bifunctional lysine-specific demethylase and histidyl-hydroxylase NO66 (gene NO66). Lineage: Eukaryota; Metazoa; Arthropoda; Insecta; Diptera; Drosophilidae. The transcript has a single exon. The record is from RefSeq and is a predicted model, not a curated record. Gene Ontology annotation, molecular function: histone H3K4 demethylase activity; histone H3K36 demethylase activity. Gene Ontology annotation, cellular component: nucleolus. The coding region runs from base 215 to 2248 and encodes 677 amino acids.
ACCUGCUCUCAAAUGUCAUCGGCAAGUCAUCGACAAGUCAUCGACCAGCCGCCUUCGAUAAGCCGCCUUCGAUAACAGCCGUAAAGUGUGCACGUGCAGGAUAGUUUUAAAUAUUGUCAUUAUGUCUCAAAAAUAAGCUGCUCCUAAGUAAGUGGGUUAAGCUAUUUAAGAGCGCUGUGGAAAAUACCGAAUAUCCUUAAGAAAGAACUGCGAAAUGCAAAAGGCAAGCACUUCUGCUGGCGCCAAAACCGCGGGCAAUCGCAAAAUGCAGAAAAGCCCAAAUAACGGUGCAGCUAAGGCCCAGAAAUCGGCGAAGACAGUUGAUACUGUAACUGAUUCUGAGUUGCUAUAUAAUCCGCCUGCCUUUUUGACCGCGGCGGAGAAGGAAAGGCGCAAAUACCUGCAGGCCCGUGUGAGAGCUGAAGGCGAGUCUGCAUCAACAUCGAGUAAGUCGAAUGCAACCAGGCCCACAGAUCGCAAGCGUCAUCUUCAGGCGGAAGACCCACUGCCGGCGGAUGCCAACAACAAUGAUACCAAUAAGGGGGGUAAGGUGGCCCAGGAAUCUGCAUCUACCCAAGCAGCCGGCACCACCAAGCGCAAGCAACCGCGCAGUCAGGGACUAGAGCAAACCUCGCCGAUCAUGGUUAAUGGCGAGGCUUUGGCCUGCCCUUUGGUGCGGAAGUCCCUGCCGGCAGCCGGUGCCUCUGGUCCUGCCAAAUCCUGUCCAUUGCCCGUGAAGCGCAAGUCAUUGCCCCCAGAGGCGGCCAAGUCGUGUCCUCUGCCGUCGAAAAAGGACAGUGUGACCAAAAGCCCAAUGACUGUCCAUGAAGCCCCCAAAGUGGACAGUGCCACUAGCAACAGCAAUGAGAAGCAGCUCGCAACCAUGCCAGUAGACAUCCACAAAACCGACAGCAUCGAAGAGGGUCGUCGCGUCCUGGAGUGGUUAAUCAAUCCCGUCGCAGUCAAUCAGUUCUUUGCCGACUUUUGGGAGAACAACGCCUGCGUGGUGCAGCGGAAGAAUCCCAACUACUAUAGCAAGCUAAUGUCAUUUAAGAUGAUUGACGAUAUACUGAUGCGCAAUCGUGUGGAGUUCGGCACCAACUUGGAUGUGACCAUUUACAGGAACGGCAAGCGCGAGACUCUGAAUCCCGAGGGCCGUGCCUUCCCGUCAGUUGUAUGGGACUUUUAUGCGGAAGGCUGCAGCAUUCGCAUACUGAAUCCUUCUACCUAUCUGUUGGGAUUGCGUCAGGUGUGCAGCAUUAUGCAGGAGUUCUUCCACUGCUUGGUGGGGGCAAAUGUCUACCUAACUCCGCCAAAUAGCCAGGGCUUUGCGCCCCAUUAUGAUGACAUCGAGGCCUUCGUGAUCCAAGUGGAGGGACGCAAGCGCUGGCGCUUGUACGAGCCACCCGAGAAGGCCGAUCAGCUGAGCAGGACCUCGUCGGGCAACUACGACCAAAAGCAGCUCGGUGAGCCCAUAAUUGAUGAGGUCUUGGAAGCUGGCGACUUGCUAUAUUUCCCCAGAGGCACCGUUCACCAGGCCAUCACCGAGAAGGGACACUUCUCGCUGCACAUUACCUUGAGUGUGUACCAACAGCAGGCAUACGCCAAUCUCCUAGAGACCCUAAUGCCCAUUGUUCUCAAAAAGGCCGUCAAAAAGAGCGUGGCCUUGCGUCGCGGCUUGCCGCUGCACACCUUUCACGUGUUGGGUGAGGUCCAAAGGACCAAUCGCUGCGAGUCACGCGAUCAGCUGGUGGAGAAUGUGCAGAAGUUGGUGUCCAAAUACUUGAUGCCCUCCACACAGGAUAUUGAUGAGGCCGUCGAUCAGCUGGCCAAGAAGUUCCAGCACGAGGCAUUGCCACCGAUCAUUUUGCCCGAGGAGAAGGUGCGCACUGUAUUUGGGUCGCGCAGCAUCUCCGACCAGGAGGGCAACUCCGUCUGCGAUUACGAAUUCGACACAGACACAUCCGUGCGCCUGCUGCGCGCCAAUAUCCUCCGCCUGGUGAACGAGGACGAUGGAAGCGUGAAGAUCUAUCACCAUGUGAAUAAUGCCCUAGAGUAUUGCAAGUACGAGCCCAAUUUCUUGGAGAUUCUGCAGGAGGAAGCUAUUGCCGUUGAAGUUCUGAUAUCGGCAUAUCCUUAUUACAUCACCGUCGACCAGCUGCCAUUGAAGACUGUUGCUCGUAAGGUGGAGGUCGCCACCGCCCUGUGGGAACACGGUCUUCUUAUGACCGAGAAGCCAUUUAAAUAGGAGAGAAUUAAAGCCAACAAGAUCAUUAGAAUUAAUAUACAUGCGAAUGUUC